This is a messenger RNA of Etheostoma spectabile (orangethroat darter), 1405 nucleotides long. RefSeq names its product inhibin subunit alpha (gene inha). Gene Ontology annotation, cellular component: extracellular region. Lineage: Eukaryota; Metazoa; Chordata; Actinopteri; Perciformes; Percidae. Bases 328 to 1371 code for a protein of 347 amino acids. The transcript has 2 exons. The record is from RefSeq and is a predicted model, not a curated record. Gene Ontology annotation, molecular function: growth factor activity; cytokine activity.
GCAGACACAUUCCCUUGAUGCUGGGUGAACCAGCCACACAAAGAGAUAAUGCAACAUCCCAACCGUCAAGGCCAUUCUUUGCUAUCUUCCGUUUGUGUGUUGGCAACUAAUAGCUUUGGCUUGCAGACUUACCUCAGACCCAGAUAGCGGCAGAGCCAGACUAAUACGUGUGAGAAUAAAGAAAGUCACAGAAAAAAAUUGAAUUUUCUGGGGCUAAUUGGACCUCUAUAUUUGUAGAAAAUCGGAACCAGUUUUAUUUGCUACGCGUGGAAGGUAUUUUGCACCCAAAAGUGUCAAGUCAAGUGGUUGUCAGUAAACAGUGCGGUCAUGGUGUCCUGUGCUCUCUUUAUCCUGGGACCUCUGUGGAUCCACGUGCUGACACAAGCCUGCAGCGGAGAGGAGCUGGCCCGGGAAGCGGUGUUGUCCUGGUUCAGAGAGCGGGUUCUGGAGGGCCUCGGUCUGGAGGAGCCUCCUCUAGUGCGUGGUCCUGAUAGGGACACGGCCCAGCCAGAAGCAAGGCGUGCAACCCUGAGGGCCCCCAGGACAAGCAGGACAGCGUGGGUCAACCAUCAAACCAGUCCGACCAAAGAAACAUCUCAAAUUAUUCUCUUUCCCAGCUCUGACUCAUCCUGUGCCAGACCUGACUCAGCUCCUGGAAAAACCUCCAACAGCCACUUCACAUAUUACUUCCAGCCCUCCAUGAACAACCACGAGACCCUAGUCACAUCUGCCCACUUCUGGUUCUAUGCAGGCAAAGGAGCCUCGGCCAACUCCUCCGCCCAGCUGUUCAUUCUCACUUCAGGACAGCAGCUUCUUCGGGCGGCAGAGGAUCCGUCAAAGACGAGCCCAGAUGGAUGGACCACCUACUACCUGGAUCAAACCCUUUUUGCCUCUCUGUGCGAGGGCCCUUUUCUGCUCCAGGUCCGCUGUCCCGCCUGUCAGUGCCACACCAACGAACCAGACAAGACGCCCUUUCUUCAUCUCCACACUCAGCCUCGUGGUCCUGUCCGCUCCCCCCGCCAUGCACCAGUGACCAUUCCCUGGUCUCCUUCUGCCAUCGACCUGCUCCGGCGGCCCUCUCAGGAGAGACCUCUGCACGACGACUGCCACAGAGCAGAGAUUGAGAUCAGCUUCGAGGAGCUGGGCUGGGACAACUGGAUCGUCCAUCCAAAGCUGCUGACUUUCUACUACUGUCAUGGGAACUGCUCAGCCUGGGAUCGAACCUCCGCCAUGCUGGGGAUCACACAGUGCUGCGCUCCGGUCCCAGGGACCAUGAAGUCCCUGAGGAUCACCACGACAUCUGACGGCUGGUACUCGUUCAAGCAUGAGACCUUGCCCAACAUUAUACCUGAAGAGUGUUCUUGUAUCUGAACAUUUUAGCUUAAAAGUAGCCUGUUCCCUAAAU